AUGCUAGUCGCUGAUUGGAUGCCUGCUUUCAAGCAACCCGAACCCCACAGGGUUAGACGCAGAUCAUUGGUGGCAGCAACGGCAGGGGUGGCAGCUGCACGACAGGGGGAGUCCAACCUCAACUCGACGACAGUCACUCUCUUGCCGCCCAACCAGCGACUGUCCCGCCCAGGCCGGCGUCCAACCUCACGCUCUUUCGGCAGAAAUGGUCCUGCUCGACACAGGCCUCCAUCCAAUGGAUUCCAAGCACUUGCAUAUGCGCCAGCCCCGCCCCGGGUUGCGACGACUUUGAGCGCCAAGCACCGCCAGAGAAUGAGUCCUCUCUCGUCCCUCUCGCCGUGGAACAGAUCGAGCAUCACCACCCGCCCGGCCAUGUUCCAUGAACCCGAGCACAUGUUUCUGCAGCCAUUGAUGGGCCGAGUAGCUUCUGAUGACACGGUGAAGAGGCUUCCAAGAACGCUGCUUGUAGCUCUGGGCAUUUGCAGUUAA
Podospora pseudopauciseta is the source of this 489-nucleotide messenger RNA. RefSeq lists its product as uncharacterized. NCBI's taxonomy places the organism in Eukaryota, Fungi, Ascomycota, Sordariomycetes, Sordariales, Podosporaceae. Bases 1 to 489 code for a protein of 162 amino acids. The record is from RefSeq and is a predicted model, not a curated record. The transcript has a single exon.